Molecule: messenger RNA, 681 nt
Organism: Phytophthora sojae
Lineage: Eukaryota; Oomycota; Peronosporomycetes; Peronosporales; Peronosporaceae
Exons: 4
Coding region: 1-681 (226 amino acids)
Source: RefSeq, a predicted model, not a curated record
AUGACAGUUCGAGGAUCUCCUCCCGAUUCCCUGUGGACACCUAGAGUGUCGACGAGAGAGAGCCGGGCCGUGCCUCCUCCGCGCUCGAAGCACCAAUUGCGCAGGCGACGUCAGAGUCUAGAUGGCAGCGGUUCCAGCACUGAGGAUGGGUCUGAUGCUAGCGGUAUCCGCCGCAAACGAAGCAACACAACCACGUCGCCUCCGCCGACGCUGAAAGCGCAGUCCCGCGGCAACAUCCCGCCGUUGUCCCCGCCUCGUAAAAUCUCCGAUCGAAGUGACAUCAGUUUGUCGCCGGAGGCGCUGAAGGCAGAGAUAAUAUCCAAAAAGCUUUGCAAACGGCAGUCUUCGGACAACACGCUGGAAGAGUCGUAUCGAGUAGCGAAGCAUCAGGCAACUCACGAGAGACACACCCAAGACAGCAACGCGAUAGAACGAGGAUCUGCUCGACCCAGUAGCGCCGGUCUUUUCUUCACGUCGACAUACAAGCAGGAGCUCGAGGCAAUGUUUGCCGUCUACGGCGAUUUUGAGUCCGUGGAGCUCGUCAAAAGCUUCGGUCGUGUGAGAACGAUGGCCUACGUCAGGUAUACAAAGGUAAGUCUUCAACUGCAGCCCUUGUCGUCAAAUCAUUUAGCGAGGAAUCGUCCCAAGGAGAUGAAAGUCCUGAGAAAACUGAGUUCAUGA